This is a messenger RNA of Rhincodon typus (whale shark), 1296 nucleotides long. RefSeq names its product WASH complex subunit 2-like. The record is from RefSeq and is a predicted model, not a curated record. The annotation marks the transcript as partial. NCBI's taxonomy places the organism in Eukaryota, Metazoa, Chordata, Chondrichthyes, Orectolobiformes, Rhincodontidae. The transcript is spliced from 13 exons.
GUUCUCUGCCAUAUUUGGCAUUUUAUUCCUUUUUCACUGCUUGCACUGAAAUAUAGAAGCAAACGCUGUGGUUGUUUGUUGUUGCAGAGAGUGUAUGACGAAGAAGUGGAAGAAGCAGCUAAACCAGAGAGCGGAGGGAAACCAGUUGAGCCGGAGAGAACACGAGAGCAAAAGGAGGCAGAGUUGAUCCCCAAGGUCCAAGAAGCUGUGCGCCAAGGGCUGAGUGUGCUGGACUCUGCCUUCGAGCAGCUGGAUAUAAAAGCUGGAAACUCUGACUCUGAGGAUGAAGAAACGAAUGAACGAGUUGAACAUCUAUUGGAACCCAAGGACUUAUACAUUGAUAGGCCGUUGCCAUACAUCAUUGGCUCACAGCAGUUUAUGGAGGAAGAGGAUGUCGGCUUAGGUGAUCUCUCCAGUGAAGAGUCUGUGGACAGUGAACAUGGCAGUGUUAUUGAAAGUGAGGAGGAAAAAGAGGAGUCUGGGGUUGAUUCUGCAGAAGAAAGCGAAGAGGAUGAGCAGAAACUGUCAAAGUCAGUCCAAAAACAGCGGCAGAUCAGUGAGGAUGAAGAUGAUGAUUCUGACCUAUUUCAUGAGUCUGAAAAGGAAGAGGAUGUUGAAGACUUGACAAUCACGAAAAAGUUGGGACAGACUUCCUUUGCAGAAGAAUUAGCCGCACGAAUUCAAGGAGAAAGCACGGAGAAACAACGUGAACAGAGUGCAUCUUUGACCUCGGGGGUUUCGGCACGGAACAAUCGAGUAAAGACCAAAACAGAAGCUCAAAAAGCUAAAGGUCAAGAAGAUGAAGAGAACUUAUUCACAUCUCAGAUUGCUGAUGAAGAUGAUGAUUUCUCUCCAUUUCGCAGCAAAAGUGGCCUGUUCAGUGGGGGGAAAGGUCUCUUUGAUGACGAUGAGGGUGACCUUUUUGCUGAGGCACCACAAGAGGAACUCAACAAAGGGAAGGAAGUCAAACCAGCUGUUUUUGAACCUGCUGCAAGAAAAUCUGGGAAAAAAGUACCAGUUGGAGCAGUUUCUAUUUAUCCGGAUGGAGAUUUAUUUGCUGCCAGUGUGAUUUCUGAGACGGCACGCAGCAAGAAAGCAAAACAAAAGCCAGUAGACACUGGAGGGCUGUUCGAUGACGAGGAAGAUGAUUUAUUUGGAUCAACUGUGGAAACCUCAGGAGCCGCUAAAACUGAAAGCAAGCUGGCCACAAGUCUCUUUGAUGACAGUGAGGACAGUGGGCUCUUUGAAACAAGUGUAACGCCAAAACCAGUCAAAGGGAAAUCAGGAAGACAGCAG